AUUCACAGAAAGCAUUUAUGGAAAGAAACAAUACCCAGGCACGUAGCGAUAGAAAACAUCAUUCGAAAGCGAUAGGAAAGAAAACUAUUUCGAGAAUGCAAAUCGUAGCAAAAUUUUCUGAUUACUUGAAAGAGAUCGAAGAAGAAAGGCUGCAAUUGGAAAAACAACGGAUUGAGAGAGAACACCAGCAACUGGUAAAACAACGGCUUGAGAGAGAACAGCAGCAACUGGAAAAACAGCGGAUGGAACAAGAAAAGCAAGCAUUGGAAAAGAGGCGAUUGGAACAAGAACAUACCGAACAGCGAUUGGCUCAACAGCAAAUCGAAGAAGAAAGGCAAUCAAAUCAAAGGCCACAAGCAUCACAGAAUAGAAUGGCAGCAGUUAGUGAUUUACUAAAAUCAAUGGGCGAAGAAGAAGCUAGGCUGAUCUUUGAGGCGUUGAAACAAAAGAUGGAAAAACCAACAAGGCAGAUCGAAGAAGAAACCCAGCAAAUUGCACAACAUCCGAUCGAAGAAGUAAAUCAGCAACAGUCUCAGCAGCAGAUCGAAGAAGAAAACCAGCAACUGCCACAACAGAAGUUCGAAGAAGUAAUUCAGCAUCUGUCACAACAACCGAUCGAAGAAGUAGAACAGCAACUGCCACAACAACCGAUCGAAGAAGAAAUCCAGCAACUGCCACAACAACCGAUCGAAGAAGUAGAACAGCAACUGCCACAACAGCAGAUCGAAGAAGAAAACCAGCAACUGAGACAACAACAGAUUCAAGAAGAAAACCAGCAACUGCCACAUCAGCAGAUUGAGGAAGAAUAUCAGCAACAGUCGCUCACAGAUAUUGAUAGGAUCGCGGAACUACGCAUUACACGCCAUAUAAAUUAUGCACAGGAUACAACUUUCCAGCACCGACCUGAUUUAGUUACAUUUGAUACAUCGGUUCAAGAUACUGCACAAGGAACAAUUCACGGCAUACCGAAUAAUAUCGACGAAUGGUUACAGUUUCGGACAGAAAUCCAUGAUAUAGCUACUAUUGAUGAGAAUGUCGAACGUUUUGAAACAUUUAAGUCACAAUUUAAUGCAAUUGAAGAUGAAAAUGUCAAAGAAAAGCUCUCAGAAAUUGAAAAAAUUUUGAAGAUCAAGUUUAAAUGGUUAGUUCUCAAUAAAAUCUUGGAUGAGAUAUCUAACCUGUUGAAUGCGAGACGUUUUGAACUUACCGCACAAAAUGUAGCGAGAUGCCUGGAAGUAACGCAGAAACGUAAUGUCACUACUCCCCAGGUUGGCUUCGUAACGGAUCAUAUUUUUGAAAACUCUCCAGAAAAACGAGAGAUCAUUAUCAAAUGUAUAACACAAUCAUCAGAAAGUGCCAACAAUGCGAUCAAACGUGCUGUAGAAUCAUUCAUCUUGGAAAAAAGCAGCACAAAAGAUGAAAAUGAUGUGUUGAAACAGUUUUAUAAUAAGUACCAUGAAGUAGUGACUCGGGCAAACAAAAUAUUAGAAAAAACUGAAUCAUUCAAAGCAGAGCUUAAGAAGUCAAAAAUACAAGAAGCAUUCCUUCAUCAGAAUGUAAACGUUAAUGACGAUGCAUGGCCGAUCGAUCUAGUACAGUUGAUUAGACAAGAUAACACGUUAAGGUCAUUGUACGAUGAACUCGUUUUUAUGAAAAAAGAAAAGAAACGUGACUGGGAAAAAUGUUGUGCCGAUGAAAAGAUACAAGACAUAUUAAAGAUCAACAUAAGACAACAAGGAAUUAUGUGCAAAAGUUACAGAAUACUGCUAGCGUAUUUGUAUGAUGUGAACAUUCGGGUGUAUGCCAGAGAUGAGGACCAUGAAAUUGUUCUGAUAGAAAAUCAUAAUCCCAAUUCCACAAAUAUGACACAUAUCUUAAAGACAGAAAACGAAUUCAUUCAGCUGAACAUCAAUGAAAGUCACCACCAGUUAGAGAAAGAGCGUCUGCACAAGGAUAGAAUUUACAGACGAAUUCUGACGGAGAUUGACGCGUUGCCAGACAUAAAGCAUAUGCAGGAUUAUUUGAACCAAAAAUUAUACGAGCAAAACAGUUUCAAUCAAGAGGAUGCAAUUGAAGAAUUAGGUGAAGACAUAGUAAUUGAAAAAAUUGCAGCAUUCUUUCCAGAAGAGGAAAGGGACAAC
Messenger RNA from Anopheles gambiae (African malaria mosquito), 2141 nucleotides. RefSeq names its product PH domain-containing protein DDB_G0275795-like. The annotation marks the transcript as partial. Lineage: Eukaryota; Metazoa; Arthropoda; Insecta; Diptera; Culicidae. The record is from RefSeq and is a predicted model, not a curated record. The transcript has a single exon.